UAGAUAAAAUCUAAAGGGUAAAUAUUAUUAUCACAAUGUUGAGAUGUUGAGAUUUUCUUGCUUAAAAGGAAACCAUUUUAAAUUGGGUCGCAUAUAUUUAAAGUUGAGAUUUUUUUAAAUAGGCAAAAAAAGUAAAAAAGGCUUACUCGCUUUUUGCUGCUAGUUCUUGUUCUAUCGAUUUCAUUCUUAAUUAGGUCGCCGGACUGGAAGAUGUUGGCGGUGGCUCAGUUCACUCUCCCUGUUGGAGUUGGAUUCAAUGUUGGUCAGACCCCGAAUCUCCGUUCCAUCCCUCCAAGUCGACGCCAUUUUCCCAGGCGCAGUUUCGAAUUUUCCGGCGAUUCCGCUUUGCCCAAUACCAUUUACCUUUCGGAUGCGCCGUUGAGGAUUCCUGCCGCUAGGGCCGGCGGCGGCGGCGGCGGGGUUGGGCGGGGUAGCGGCGGCGGCGGCGGAAAUGAUGAUGGGCGGGGAGAUUCUGAGGGUUUGGAUUCUUGGUGGAGCGGGUUUGGGUUCAUUGGGGCUUUUAUCAAUGGCUGGAGAGACCGGGUUGCGGCGGACCCGCAAUUCCCGUUUAAGGUUCUCAUGGAGGAAUUGGUGGGCGUUGGGUCCUCCACUCUCGGCGAUAUGUCCUCCCGGCCCAAUUUCGGGCUCAACGAGCUGGAUUUCGUGUUUUCAACCCUAGUCGUAGGUUUAAUUCUGAAUUUUCUCCUAAUGUAUCUCCUGGCACCCACAACCUCCUCUUUACCCCAAGUAUUACCCUCAAUUUUCUCCAAUUGCCCGCCGAGCUACAUGUUUCAGCCCGGCCCUUACACCCUGACCCACCGCCUGGGCACGCUGGUGUACAAGGGGAUCGUGUUCGCCGCCGUCGGGUUCCCGGCGGGUCUGCUGGGAACCGCCAUCACCAACGGGCUGAUCAAGAUGAGGAAGAAGAUGGACCCCAGUUUCGAAACCCCAAACAAGGCGCCCCCGACGCUCCUGAACGCUUCGACCUGGGCUCUUCACAUGGGCUUCAGCAGCAACGUGAGAUACCAAACACUGAACGGGAUCGAAUUCUUGCUGGCGAAGGGGCUUCCUUCGCCGGCGUUCAAGGCGUCGGUGUUUGUACUGAGAUUGGUGAACAACGUUGUCGGGGGAAUGACGUUUGUGAUGCUGGCGCGGUUGACUGGCUCGCAGAAGGUGGGAAAAGUGGAGGAAGAUGCAUUGAAAGAGAAGCUGUUGAAUAACAGCGAGGAUUUACACAAGGAAGAUACUGUUUCCAGUUCCAAGUGAAACAGGUUUAGUUUAUAGGCUCGUACACUCUUUAGUGGUUUUUUUUUUUUUUUUUUUUAAUUUCU
Molecule: messenger RNA, 1331 nt
Organism: Ipomoea triloba (trilobed morning glory)
Lineage: Eukaryota; Viridiplantae; Streptophyta; Magnoliopsida; Solanales; Convolvulaceae
Product: protein RETICULATA-RELATED 3, chloroplastic-like
Exons: 1
Coding region: 211-1266 (351 amino acids)
Source: RefSeq, a predicted model, not a curated record